Messenger RNA from Sphenostylis stenocarpa, 1779 nucleotides. NCBI's taxonomy places the organism in Eukaryota, Viridiplantae, Streptophyta, Magnoliopsida, Fabales, Fabaceae. The record is from the annotation of a GenBank genome assembly.
AUGGCAACCCAGAAUUUAUGGCUGUGGAAUCCCACUCAAGCAGUAUGCACUAGGGUUCCAUUAAGCACCAAAUUGGCGCAAAAGACAUCUCCUGCAUAUCCCAAAGUUAAGCGAGUUAUCUGUGCAGAGAGCUCUCAGAUAGCAGAACAAAAUACUCGACGUUCAGCUAAUUACAAGCCAAACCUCUGGAAUUAUCAAUUUCUUCAAUCUCUCGGAAAUGAUCCUAAGGUGAAAAAAUUGGAAGAAAGAGCCUCAGAGAUAGAGGAGGAGGUUCGACACAUGAUGACCAGUGUAGACAUAGAGCCACUAAGCUUAUUAGAAUUGAUCGACGAUGUCCAACGCCUAGGAUUGACCUACAAGUUUGAGGAGGACAUAGUCAAAGCCCUCGAUGAGAAAAUUGUUUUGUUGAAUGAAAAUCAGAAACACAAAGGUGGAGUCCAUGCUACUGCUCUCAGGUUUCGUUUACUUAGACAACAUGGUUUUGAGAUCUCUCAAGAUGUGUUUAAGAACUUCAAGGACAAAGAAGGAGGCUUCGAUAUUGAACUCAAAAAUGAUGUGCAAGGGCUGUUGAGUCUAUAUGAGGCAUCCUAUCUUGGCUUUGAGGGAGAAAAUCUGUUGGACGAGGCAAGGUUAUUUUCAACGACACAACUCAAGAGCAACCUAAAAGAAGGAGUAAACACCAAAUUGGCAGAACAAGUUAGUCAUGCGCUUGAACUUCCUUACCACAGAAGAGUCCAUAGACUAGAGGCACGACGGUAUAUUGACAUAUACGAACCGAAGGAAUCCCACCAUCAGUUACUACUCGAGCUUGCGAAGCUAGAUUUUAAUAUGGUACAAUCACAACACCAAAAGGAACUGCAAGAACUAUCAAGGUGGUGGAGGGAGAUGGGGUUGACAAACAAGCUAGACUUUGUCCGAGACAGAUUAAUGGAGGUAUAUUUCUGGGCGUUGGGAAUGGCACCUCAUCCUGAUUUAAGUGAAUGUCGUAAAGCUAUCACUAAAAUGUUUGGCCUAGUCACCAUCAUUGACGAUGUAUACGACGUUUAUGGUACUUUGGACGAGUUAGAACUCUUCACUGAUGCUGUUGAGAGAUGGAAUGUGGAUGCUGUGAAUACACUUCCCGAGUACAUGAAGUUGUGCUAUUUAGCACUCUACAACGCAGUCAAUGACACAACCUAUAGCAUCCUUAAAGAGAAGGGACAUGGCAACCUUUCCUAUCUAUCAAAAUCAUGGAGAGAGUUGUGCAAAGCAUUCAUCCAAGAAGCAAAAUGGUCAAACAACAAGAUCAUUCCGGGGUUCCGGCAGUAUCUGGAAAACGCAUCAGUGUCCUCUUCCGGUGUGACUUUGCUUGUUCCUUCAUACUUCUUGGUGUGCCAACAACAAGACAUCACAGACCAAGCCCUUGAGUCUCUGACUAACUUCCGUGGCAUUGUGCGCUCCUCAUGCACCAUUUUCAGACUCUGCAACGAUCUGGCUACCUCCGCGGACGAGUUAGAGAGGGGUGAGACAACAAAUUCAAUAACGUCCUACAUGCAUGAGAAUGGCACUUAUGAGGAAGAAACACGAGAGGAGUUGAGUAUUUUGAUCGAUGGAGAGUGGAAGAAGAUGAACCAAGAGCGAGUUUUGGAUUCGGCACUUCCAAAAUCUUUCGUAGAAAUUGCCAUUAACAUGGCCCGUGUUUCCCAUUGCACGUACCAAUAUGGAGACGGACUUGGCAGACCAGACUACACCACAAACAACAUUAAAUUGCUACUUGUAGACCCUCUUCCCAUUCAUUAA